Messenger RNA from Paecilomyces variotii, 1706 nucleotides. Its product is annotated as putative erythromycin esterase. NCBI's taxonomy places the organism in Eukaryota, Fungi, Ascomycota, Eurotiomycetes, Eurotiales, Thermoascaceae. The record is from RefSeq and is a predicted model, not a curated record. The transcript is spliced from 2 exons. Gene Ontology annotation, biological process: response to antibiotic. Bases 136 to 1506 code for a protein of 456 amino acids.
GGAAGGCGAAAAGAAAAAGGUGAAUCCUCGACAGACGCUUGCGUUGAUUGUUAUUGUUAUUGUUUUUAUUGUGUGCUUUGAAAAAUAAAUAAAAAAACCAAACAAGAAACAAAUAAGAAUUAUAGAGUGUUGUGGAUGAGAUUUCCGGCUCUAUUCCCCAUGGCUUCCCGAGUCCAACAGUUACUGGCCGCCGCGGCGCGUCCGCUGCCUGAUAUCUCAGAUCCGAGCUUUGGCUCGCAUUUCGAUUCCUUUGCAGAUUACAAGGUCAUGCUGCUCGGGGAUGGCAGUCAUGGUACAUCCGAGUUCUACUCUGCUCGCGCGCAGAUCACUAAACGGAUGAUCGAGCAACAUGGCUACAAUAUGGUCGCUGUCGAGGCCGACUGGCCCGAUGCAGAAGUCAUUGACCGAUAUGUACGACUGCGUCCCGGCCCCAAGGCGAAGAUGGGGACCGGGGUCAGAGAAGAGCCGUUCAAGAGAUUCCCUACUUGGAUGUGGAGGAAUCGAGAAAUGCAGGACCUCGUGGAAUGGAUGCGAGAUCGGAAUUCGAAACUUCCUGCAGAGAAGAGGGCUGGCUUUUACGGUCUAGAUCUCUAUAGUAUGGGAGCGUCCAUUCGUGCAGUUGUUGAUUAUCUCGAUCACGUUGACCCAGAGGCGGCCAAGGUUGCUCGUCGGAGGUAUGGUUGUCUGCAGCGCUGGGUGGAUGAUCCAACCAUGUACGGAUUGGCUUCUGUCCAGGGCUUGGAGUCAUGCGAGAGACAAGUGGUCCAGAUGCUCCGUGAGCUUCUGGAGAAACGACUGCUGUAUUCCGCAGACAUACAUGAUGGUGAAGAGUUCCAUAGUUCUGAGCAGAACGCCUUCGUGGUCCGGGAUGCGGAAGCCUACUACAAGUCGAUGUACUACAGCUCGGCCAGUUCCUGGAAUCUGCGAGACACCCACAUGUUCGAGACGCUGCGGCGCUUGCUCCAGUUCAAGCCGUCAGAUUCCAAGGCAAUCAUCUGGGCGCACAACUCCCACUGCGGCGAUGCGCGAUAUACCGCCAUGGGCAGCCGCCGCAACGAGGUGAACAUUGGCCAACUGUGCCGGGAGCACUUUGGCCGGGAGAAUGUCACUAUUCUGGGCUGCGGCACCCAUACUGGAACUGUGGCCGCAGCUCAUGAAUGGGACGAUGACAUGGAAGUGAUGCGAGUGAACCCGUCUCGCGCUGACAGUUGGGAGAUUCUGGCGCACAAUACGGGCAUUCCUCGUUUCUUCGUGGAUCUUCGGCCCAAGAGCACUGAUCCAGAGCUGCGGACGGCCAUGAGGGAGGAGAACCUGCGUCUGGAGCGCUUCAUCGGCGUCAUCUACCGUCCCGAUACAGAGCGUAUCUCCCACUACUCCCAGGCGUACCUCCACAACCAAUUCGACGCCUAUAUCUGGUUCGACGUGACCAAGGCCGUGCAGCCUCUGGAGAAGGUGCAGCCCAGGACACCACUGGGAGUCGACGAGACCUAUCCGUUCGGUCUGUAGAUCAGGGGGUGUGCAUGGAGUCAUGGACUGCAGGAUGGUCAUUCUUUUGGUUUCUGGAAGGCCGAGAUGAUAUUGAUAGUCGGCAUGAACGGCGAACACGGGAUCAAGGCGGAUUUCCACGGUUAUGUCAUGAUGUGUUGGGUAUAAGUUAAGUUAUGUAUCAAAAUAGGAUCAUCGUUGUCAUUGGAGUAUGUACUUCG